Ictalurus furcatus (blue catfish) is the source of this 9045-nucleotide messenger RNA. It is a transcript of the gene sema4ba, whose product is annotated as sema domain, immunoglobulin domain (Ig), transmembrane domain (TM) and short cytoplasmic domain, (semaphorin) 4Ba. The transcript is spliced from 17 exons. Lineage: Eukaryota; Metazoa; Chordata; Actinopteri; Siluriformes; Ictaluridae. Gene Ontology annotation, biological process: negative chemotaxis; axon guidance; semaphorin-plexin signaling pathway. The coding region runs from base 1862 to 4417 and encodes 851 amino acids. The record is from RefSeq and is a predicted model, not a curated record. Gene Ontology annotation, molecular function: chemorepellent activity; semaphorin receptor binding.
AAUGUUUUACCACUGUAAAUGUAAAUGUUUUACCAGAUCCAUAAAGGUUUAUCUUAUAAUUAUCUUUGUAAUUGUCUGUUUUGGAGUAUAUCUGUAUCCUUUAAUUGCUAAUAAAACUAUUAAAGCAGACUGACUGCCAGUGUCUCAUUAUUUGAUUUGUAUUUGCCAAUUUUGUUCCAUUUUUGCUCAAUGAUGGUCAAUUAUUAGUACUUAAAAAUGCACUUAAAGAUUAUUUCGAUUUUUUUCAGCAUUUCAAAGUGAGAAAGCUGUGUUCUGACCUGGAGCACAAGAAAAGCUAAAAUGAUGGACAGAAAAAGCCAUUUCCACAAUGAAAAAAACUGUAUGCACAUUUCAUGUACAUUAAAUUAUAUUAUAUUAGGGACAUCUCCACAAUUAUUAAUCAAGAAAAAUAAAAUUCCUUAUGACAAUUAAUAAUUUUCUAAGUCUAACUGUGGAGAUUUUAAGUAAAUUGAGACAGAACUUUUUUAUAUACUUUUUUCAAAUAUUAUUUUUUAUAUACUUUUUUCAAUUAUUAUUUUUUUAGAUCAUAAGUCAUUAAAAUUGGGUGAGAAAUGUAAACGUUAUUUAUGCUUUUUACCCAGAAGAAACACAGCUCCCACAUUUAUUUGUAUUUGUUUAUAGGGCAGUCUUGCCCUGAUCAAUAUGGUGGACGUGUUGACGUAUCGCUGCAACGGGCCAAAGAGGCGUCUAUGUAUUUAUAUGUCCAAGGGAGCAUCCAUGUGCCCUGGUUUUUGCGGUGAAUUGUGGGAUUUUUUUUUUUUAGGACGUGAACGUUCCAGUGCACUGGAAGGAUUUUGCGAUUGAGAUAGCCCUUAAAAUGGCGACUUCCUUGAUCAGUGCCCUGACUACUGAACUAGGGAGCCGAUUGAGACGCACCCUUUAUCAACAUUAAAUCUAACAAGAUACGGAGAAGGUUUAUCCAAAAGUAUAUGUUCUCAUAGUAACUCGGCUGGUUUUAAGAUUUGCAUCGUUUGUGGAACAGAAAUUGACGGAAAUUAGCCGAGCUUGCUGAAAUAAGCCUGGUUUAUCGAAAUAGCUCACUUCGUGGAAUACUCAGGUCACAAUGUAAACAUUAUGCGUCUGAAUAGGGUUUAAGCCAAACUGAAAUGAAGCUGCGAAAUCCUUUUUUUCCUCUUUUCUUUUGCGUUGCUGGUAUAUUCCGCCCUUACACCCUUCUCCCUGCCUCUUAAACCUUCCCAGUCUUUUGUGUGAGGGGCGGGGCAGAGCACCAUGUCAGUUACACACCACACAUAUGCAUACAGCGUGCUCAAAACUGCAUUCGACAGUUAUCCUGCUCACUCCUGCCAAAUUUGUUGCAGUCUGCCGUCUAUAUCCAACCAGCAAAAAAAGGAAUUUUAUCUCCCUCGACUGCUUUGAAGAGUGCACUGGAAAGCAAGCCUGGACAAGAAAGACCACGGAAGACAACUAAAGUGGGUGAUUGCAGAAUUCUUUCCUUGGUGAAGACAAACCCCUUCACAAUACCUCGCCAAGUCAAGAACACUCUUGAGGAGGUCCCCUUUGUGCAGCCAAAACUGCUCUGAACUGUUGAGGCAUGGAUUCCACAAGACCUUUGAAGGUGUGCUUUGGUGUCUGGCACCAGGAUUUUAGCAGCAGAUCCUAGCUUUAUUGGAGGUGCUGUAAUCAAAUGGAGGCUGAAAUGAGUAGACUGCCUGUUUUGGGAGGCUUAUCUGUUUGUGGAAGGAUGCUGUGUUGAAGUCUAUGUUCAAGCAUUCCAUCAUCAUCAGCAGCACACAGUUCUGCCAUUCAUUGCAGUAGCCCUGGACUCAGAGAAGGAACCUUGCAGGAACAAAGGAAUGUUAUGCAUUCCAUAAGCUUCUGAAUGUUCUUGAAGGUAGUAAAUUUAGUAAGUAGCGGCAUAAGGAUGGCAAGUGAGGUAUGGCACUCUUUCUCAGCAUGUGCCCUUUUCCUCCUGACCAUCUUUUACAUGGCUGCUUCAGUGCAAAGAGCUGAGGAUGAUGUCACACCACGCUUAAGCUUUGUAUACGAUACAGAGGACAGGCCAGCCAAGAGGUUUUCACCUGCUGGAGUGUUCAACUUUACCUCUCUGCUCCUGAGUCCAGAAGAUAACACACUAUACAUAGGUGCACGAGAAGUUCUGUUUGCACUUAACCUCAAUGAUAUCAGCAGAGGGCAACUGCACCGCAACUUCACAUGGAGCACACCAGAAAGAAAACGGGAAGAAUGUAGCUUUAAAGGCAAAAAUCUACACACGGACUGUUUCAAUUAUAUUAAGAUUUUACUGCGUGUAAACACCACUCAUCUGUAUGUCUGUGGAACGUAUGCCUUCAGCCCCAUGUGCGCACACAUUAACACAGUGGAUUUCUCUUUGGUGCGCAGCAGUACGGGAGAGAUUGUGAUAGAGGACGGACGCAGUCGCUGUCCUUAUAAUCCUGAAUAUAAAUCCACUGCCAUCAUGGCCGGUGGAGAUUUGUAUGCUGCUACAGUCAGUAAUUUUCAAGGGAAUGAGCCCAUCAUUUACAAAAGCCUUGGUCAGGGCACUACCCUAAAGACAGAAAACUCAUUGAACUGGCUUCAAGACCCAGCUUUUGUAGGCUCUGCUUUCAUCCAGGAGAGCCUCCCAAAAGGCAAUGCAGUGGGUGACGACGAUAAAAUCUACUUCUUCUUCAGUGAAGCAGGGAAAGAAUUUGAUUUCUUCGACACCACUAUUGUUUCACGUAUUGCUCGUGUGUGUAAGGGUGAUAAGGGUGGAGAGAGGGUCCUGCAGAAGAAAUGGACCACCUUUCUGAAAGCCCAGCUCCUCUGCUCAUUGCCUGAAGAUGGCUUCCCUUUUAACAUCAUUCAAGACAUGUUUGUCUUGACACCCAGUAAGGAGGAUUGGAAGAACACUGUGUUCUAUGGUGUUUUCACCUCUCAGUGGUACAAAAGGGCAUCGGGCAGCUCAGCUGUGUGCACCUUUACCAUGAACCAAGUGGAGGAGGUGUUUAAUGGUCGUUAUCGGGAGGUUAACAGGGAAACACAGCAGUGGUACACCUAUAAUCACCCAAUCCCAGAACCCAGACCUGGAGCGUGCAUUACUAAUGCAGCUCGGGCUCAGGGUAUUUUCUCCUCACUGCACAUGCCGGAUAAGGUGCUGAACUUUGUGAAGGACCACUUCUUGAUGGAUAGUGUGAUUCGCAGCCAACCGUUGCUGGUUAAACGCAACGUGCGUUAUAUUCAAAUCAUUGUGCAUCAUGUGCAGGCUGUACACAGGGCCUACAAUGUGCUUUUUUUGGGUACAGAUGACGGCAGACUUCACAAAGCCAUUAACUCCAAGGGCAAGAUGCACAUCAUCGAGGAGCUGACACUUUUUCUAGAACCACAGCCUGUGCAGCACAUCAAGCUAGAUGCUGAAAAGGGUGUGUUGUAUGUGUCCUCUUACUCCGGACUGGUGGAGAUUCCUGUUGCUAACUGCUCCAACCACCAGAGCUGUGGGGAGUGUAUACUCACAAGAGAUCCUUACUGUGGCUGGACAGCCGGACAGUGUGUGGAUGUCAGGCAGGCAUCAUCUAAAAGUAAAAUUCUGCAAGAUAUAGAAGAUGCCAAUACAGCUACAUGUAAUGAGGCCCUGCCCAGGUCCCACUCUGCACAAAUUCCAUCCACACGUAUUCAUCCAUGUCAAGUGAUCAGAAUCCCAGUGAACACAUUUCAAGUGCUGCCAUGUACGUUGCGCUCUAACCUGGCUGAAAGACACUGGGAGUAUAGCAAGGGUGCUGGGCGCUUUCUCUAUCCAAGCUCUGAUGGGGGGCUAGUAGUAGUGGCCCAAACAGACAGGGAGGAAUCCUAUGAAUGCUGGUCAGUAGAAAAGGGCUUUUGGCAGUUAAUGGCCAAUUACUGUGUGAAGGCAGAACCACAACAUGACGGCACCACCCUGAUUGGUAGCUCUCACACCCCCCUGGUGCCCAAGGAGGAGCCAAUGAUCCUUCCAGGUGAAGCUCGCUCAUCACUGAUGGAGACCAAAACCUACUGGAACGAGCUGAUUGUGGUAUGCACACUGCUAGGCUUCUCCCUCCUUGUCUUUUCUUUGUUUGUAAUCUACCGGAAUAGGGACCGCAUGAAAUCCAUGUUAAAGCAGAGCGAGUGUCCCAACAUGCAGCAGAAAAAGGGACGAAUGUCAGGAAAGCCCACUGAAAGUCUACCACUGAAUGGCAACAACAUCCCGUCCUCAGUGUCAGACCACAAGGGCUACCAAACACUGCAUGAUAAUUACGCUUGCAGUACACCAACACAAGAGUGUUCUUCACCUGAGAACAGCAAAAGUUUCUCAGAAUCAGAACAGCGCCCAUUGCACCUGAAAGACACCCAUGUAGAGAUAUCGCCCACCUGCCCACGUCCUCGAGUACGGCUCGGCUCAGAGAUCAAAGAUUCCAUCAUUUGAGACUACAUGCAAAUGACAACUUCAGUGACAAUGUAGUGAAGUGGAGGGAAUUGAUAGUGACACAGGACACACAGCAAAGACUUGAAACCCAUUUCUGUUGAAUGUUUAAUACAAUAUUUGUAUUUAUUUGCAGUUUGUUCCCUACACAUGUCUUAGUGAAUCACACAUUCUCUCAGUCAAUGAUAGCAUGUAUUUCAUGGGGCAAAAAUGAGAGAAGAGCAAACCUAUGACUCUCAGAGCAGCAUUAAAGCUAGAUAAUCCCAGGAAUAUGAUGUGCUGAUGUAAUACAAUGGAACAUUUGCCAUCUAUUCUGUCCACAUCAUCUGUUGGCAUCCCUGUUAGUUAUGAGAUGCCCUCAGGGAUUACUAUCCUGACAACCUCCCAUGAACCUUACUUAUGCCAUUUAAUGAUUAAUUUCACCACUGCAGGGUAUCAAAAGUCUUGUAAACCAGCAUAGAUAGUGUACUUGGUACAAUGUGAACAAGCUUUGAUUAAAAAGCCUCAUGAUAUAUAUUUAAGGCUGGAGUACAUCAUCAUGACCUCAGUACAAGUCAUUUGUACAAUGCAAAGCACUGGGAAUUUAUCAGGAAUUGUAUCUCCGUUUAGAAAAGCCAGCAUUGGCACAUGGCCACAUCUUCAGUACUGCCUCUCCAAGCAACACACAUACAAUCAAGCAUUAAAGUAAGAUUGAGGUAAUGUGGUACAGUGAGAUUAUAUUAGUGAAAAGUGUGAACAGGACCUAAGAAGGCAUAUGGUACAGGCAGAGCAUUAUGAGAAAUGAAGGCAGAAAAAGAAAACUUCAAGGACCUAAGAGUUGGAGGACUUCAUAGCCCAUGCUUAUCCUCUAUAAUCCUUAACACAACAAUGCUAGGGAUGAAAUAGGAAACUUGGGAGGUAGGUCAUGUAGACACUGGUGGUGACCAGUGUCAAUAAUAUUAUACCCAUUUAAAGAAUCUAAUCUAUAGUCCAUUGUGCCAAAAUUUCUUAGUGUAAAUUAAUGAUUGUAUUGCAAUUUGGCACAAAAGGGUGUUGUAUUUAAAAGGACUGAAAUAACAUAAAAUGUGAAUUGAACAACCUUUAAGUUCAAAGGGAAAAAUCAUCAUUCUUGCGGGCAAAAUUUGUAGAGAUCAUUUUGGACUGCAUUUCUUUGUGAUGUUUUCCAAAAUGUAAACAGAGAUGGUUGAAAAUUCAUCCUGUAUCUUCAGUUGCUCAACUGAUAGUAGCAUAUGAUAACAAUACACCACCACAUGUAUAUUUAGAGUCAAAAUGUUUUCAUGGUUGAAAAUGCCUUUUAAGUGAUUCUUGAACAUUGGGGCCUGAUAAUCUUCCAAAGAUAGACAUGCUGUUGCACCACUUUGAAUAUAUAAUGUAUAAAACUCAAUGUCAUUUCUCUUGUAAGAGCAUGCAAACAUUUGUUUCAUGGAUUGUAGUGACAGAUUCACAGAAAGUAUUCCAAAACUUAAUUAUGUAAGAAAAAUGUCUCGUUUAUUUUUCCUAAAUGUUUAUGAAUGACUUUGAUAUGUUUUGCAAAAAAUAACCAUCCAAUAUGUGUGCUACUGUACUACUGAUUGAUUGCCAUUGUGGUAAUGGGUGUAUAUGUAUAAAAUAUUCCCACAGAAUGUUAAUGUAUAAUGGGGCUGUUAAUGUCCCAGUUAAUGUAAAAAUGCGGCUGCCAUAAAUUUGUUGACAGUUCUGUUGCAAGAAUCUGCAGAUUGGUCAAGAAGUUGGUGUUUCCUGUGGUAUGAAACACAUCCUCGUAGAUUUUUUUAUGGCUGUGCACAAUCAUGUAAAAAGACAUCAGAGCUCACCUGCAUGCCUCCUAUGGUGUGUAUGCUCCACGAUCAAGAAAGGAAAAGUAAAAGAAUUCAAUGUAGCAAAUGCCUUAGGACCGGACCAUCAGUAAUAAUCACAAAAUAGCUUAUAUGAUGUGGUACAUUAAUCAUUUGGUCAUAUAUGAAUGCAUUAUUAUGAAUGUUCAUUUGCAAAACUGUCCACAAAUACACAAUAAUCUCUAACAUUACUCCAAAUUUAUGUAAUAUUUUAAGCUCAGCAUAAGGUGUCUACUUUCAUGACCAUUUCACUAUAUAGCUAUACUAAAGUAUAUUCAAUCUGAGCCAGUGGAUCAUCAGUGUGUUUUGUUUUGUUUUUUUUUUUUUGGUAGUAAAGUAUUAACUUUUUAAUAGAUUUCACAUAGAGAUUCUAAUAAAUGUACAGUGGCCUGGGGAAACUUUUCACAUUGUGUAAUUUUGACAUGUUCUAUUACAUAUGGUUCAGAGGAUUCAGAUUUUCCACAUCUGAAAUGUUUCUUUUUUUUUUUUUUUUUUUUUUUUUUUUUUUUUUUUUAACAUAUAUCUCAACCAUAAGUGAAAUUGAAGCAUUUUAAGUAUAAAGGGAGAAAAUUGUAUUCAAACAUUCCAUUCUGACUACGGUGCAGGAGCAUCACAGACAUUUUGACAGCUGGUAUAUGAUUACAAACUGAAUUGAUUCGUCCUUUUCACUAUGAAGCUAUCCAACAAAUUGAUGAAACCAUGACAUGCACUGUGCAUGAAAAUCACACACUUUAGACAUUUUAUUCAGAAUGGCUGUUUUUUCCAUGGCAUUUGGAAAAUGAACGGCAGAAAAACCCAAUUUAGCAUUUUUUGGGCUGUUUGCUAGGAUUCAGCCACAGAGACAUCCUAUGGCUUUUCCCAGACCACCACACAAAUGUUUUCUGUCUUCUGACACUGGCUGUUAACUUAUGUGUGAGCAAAAUAUGGCAUAACAUUUAUAUCAGUUAAUUUAUCAUCUCUGUGACAGAAAAAAAUUGGCAAGUUUGAAAUUGAUUUAUUCUAGUUAGAGAUGUUAGACAGAUGUCACCAAUUAGAUUCACAUUUACUAGCCAUAAUCACACUAUUUGUUCUAAUUUGUUAUAAAAUAAUUCAGUAUGUAUCCUGGAUCCUGAAUUUAGUUGACGCACAGUUCCAACAGCUUAUGAAGAAAAUGUUAAAAGCCCUAUUAAAAAUGGAUUCUUUUAAACAAAAUUGUCACAAUUUUUAGCACCCCCUAUAAUGUUACCAUUUAUAUUUUACUUAUUUAAAUUUACUUGAGUGUUUAGGAAUUCUUAAGUAGUCAUCCAUGACUUCCUGGUUCACUGGGAUAUAAACAUGGUGAAACAGAAGGUGAAUAAUGAAAAUAAGACAAAUUACCUUAUGAUUACCUCACCAACUUUUCCUCAAGAAAAUUGAGUGUUAUCUCUAUAAAUUAAUCAAUAGAUAUUUUAAAAAGCUAUACGUCUAAAAAUACCUCCCUGGGACAGAAUGCAAGUGUGUUUUGCCCCCACAUGCAAUGAGGGUUAGAGAGGCAAAAUUAUCUUCAAGGAUCACCAUUGGAAGGUGGUAGCAUUUUGUGGACACAAAGUCUUCAUGCCAAUAAACUUUACUCAACAAAAAAGAAAUGUCCCUUUUUCAGGAGUAAAAUCCAAAUAAACUUUACAGAUCUUUAUUUGAAAGGGUUUAAACAAUGUUUUUCAUGCUUGUUCAGUGAACCAUGAACAAUUAUUGCACAUGCACCUGUGGAACAGUCCUUAAGAAACUAACAGUUUACAGGUGGUAGGCAAUUAAGGUCACAGUUACAAUAACCUGGGACACUAAAGAGACCUUUCUACUGACUCUGGAAAAACACCACAAGAAAGAUGCCUAGGGUGCCUGCUCACCUGCAUGAACAUGCCAUAGGCCUGCUCCAGGGAGGUAUGAGGACUGCAGAUGUGGCCAGAGCAAUAAACUGAAUGUAAAGUAAGUAAUAUAAGAAGCCUAAGACAGGGAGACAGGAAGGACACCUGAUCGUCCUUGCAGUCGAAAAUUACAUGUAACCAUUUGUCCUCCCAGAUGUGAUCGAGAACUUUCAAAUGCCUUGGUGGAAGUGUGGGGUAACAUCUCACGGCAAGAACUGGCAAAUCUGGUGCAGUCCAUGAGGGUGAGAAGCACUGUAGUACUUAAAGCAGCUGGUGGCCACACCAGAUACUGACUGUUACUUUUGAUUUUGACCUUCCCCCCAUUUGUCAGGGGCUCACUAUUCCAUUUCUGUUCAUCAAAUGUCUGUGAAACUUGUUCAGUUUAUGUCUCAGUUGUUGAAUCUUCUUAUGAUUAUACAAAUAUUUACACAUGUUAAGAAAUUUGCUGGAAAUAAAAGCAGUUGAAUGUGAGAGGAUGUUUCAUUUUUUGCUGAGUAUAUUUGGAAUUUAUGCAAGAAGAAAGACUUUUCUUGUAAUCAAAAGUAAGUGCCUAGAGUUUGCUAAGCAUGACUAGAACUGAGUUCUAUGGUCAGGUGAUACAUAAAUAGAGCUUUUUGGCAAGGUGGGUUUGGUGUAAAAAGAAGGAUGGAUAUACAAGAAAAACCCAAUCCCCAGAAUUAAGGUUUUGAUAUGGACAUCUCAGUCUGACCUAAACAACAUAAAAAACUUUCAACUGAAAAAGAGAAUCCACUAGACAGGAAGGAAGAACCUGGAGGAUGUGGACAAAUUCUGUAUUCAGGAAUGGUCUUAAUUUCCUUGUGCUGUAUUCUCAGAAUAUCAACAACACUGUUAGACUUUGCUGUAAUUUUACAGUUACUUACUGCAAAAAAAAGCCCAGUAAAAUACCCUAUAUAUUAUU